Messenger RNA from Meleagris gallopavo (turkey), 2069 nucleotides. Lineage: Eukaryota; Metazoa; Chordata; Aves; Galliformes; Phasianidae. The record is from RefSeq and is a predicted model, not a curated record.
AUGAUGCAGUUAUCUGCAUUUUCUGAGUAUAAGAAGGAUGCUGAAAUAACUGGGAGCAGUGCUGCAAAACCCCAGAGGAGUGAUGCUGAGCCCCCACUGUCAGCAGUAAAAGAGGAAGAACUGAGGAAGGGUAGACCGCAGACCACAGAUGACAUCCUGGUGGCCUCGGCUGAAUGUCCCAGCGAUGAUGAGGACAUUGAUCCCUGUGAGCCGAGCUCAGGAAACAAUGAUAACGAGCGCCUGGCGAUUGCUAGACAGCGAAUUCCAUAUCGACUUGGUCGAGUAGUUGAUGAAUGGCUACUCGACAAAGGGCGUCAACUCACAAUCUUCAAUAGCCAAGCAACCAUAAAAAUUGGAGGCAAGGAACGGGGCCAUCCUUUCCAAGGCCAGCUCUCUGGUCUUUACUACAAUGGCUUGAAAGUUCUGAAUAUGGCAGCAGAAAAUGAUGCCAACAUCGUGAUAGAAGGAAAUGUGAGACUUGUUGGUGAAGUGCCUUCCUCCAUGACAACCGAGUCCACAGCCACAGCGAUGCAGUCCGAGAUGUCAACAUCGGUCAUGGAAACCACCACUACUUUGGCCACCAGCACCGCUAGGAGAGGGAAGGCCCCGACAAAGGAACCUAUUGGCCAGACUCUUCAGAUGGUGGACUCUGAGUUCCAGCUCUCCUUAGGAUCACCACAUGCUUAUGGUAGACUCUUUAGAGAAGACAGUUUACAGACUGAGCUGCCCCGUCUGCCACCAGUUGGGCAAUUGAUGCGCAACCAGCAUCUGAUCAGUGGUCAAUAAAAGGUUUUCUCUGCUUUGCCAUUGACACUUGGGAGAACCCAGAGCCACUGGAGCAGAAGCUGAGAAUUCCUGCACAGCUCCUUCAUUCCACUCAUACUGGGCUGGAGGAGCCUCAAAGCAGAAGAGAAGACCGCCCACCUCCUUUCUGCAGCAAGAUGCCCUACAGAUUCGAAAUAUUUAUCCUCUUUGACCUCUUUAAAAGUGUAGAGACAUAAUCUAGUUUUUUGGAAGGUAUUCCCAAAAUGUGGCAUUCCUUUAUGUGUGAGUAAAGAAAUCCCCAACUUUUAAAUGCUGCGAGAAUAGAGCUUCUGUGAAGUUAGAGCCUAUACUGCUAACUUUGGUGAGUCGCAAGUAUACACAGGGGCUUAGGAAUCAUGAAUUUGUUCUAAGAAUAUCAUUUCCUUUAUGAAGUUAUUCAGCAAAAUAAUACUGUUAUGUUCUUUCUUCUUUUUAACUUUCAUUUUUGACACUUUCUAAAAGACUCAUUUGCAAGCUUUUCUAUUCAAACAUGAAGGUGAUAAACUUCUUUUAAAACUGAAAAUAAAGGAGAUUCAUAUGUUGCAUAAUUCCAGGAGCCAAAAUGUUAAGCAAAACAUUGAGUACUGCAAGGCUUGCAAUAAAAAAUGCAAGAGUUGGCAGAAGCAGAAAGGCUUCAAAAGGACUUUUAAGUAUGGUUUUUUCUUGAAUGGGGAUAGCACAAUCAGGCCUCUAGUAUCUCUUUGGCAAGGGUAUGUGGAUCUAUAUUAACUGGAAGUCAUAAAUGAAGGGAUAGUAAAUCAAGAAUAAUAUGCUCGUUUCUCAUCAGUUUCUAAAGAUGUGAUUAUGACAGCCUAUCCGCACAGCAUUCCCUGCUCUCAUGUGUUGGAAACCAUUUCUGAAAGUUGUGUGUAAAAUAGCUUUUAUUUUUUUAAUCUUCCAUAAGGGAUUCUGGCAGUCUUCUUUGUCCUCGUCAGAGUGGGCUAUUACUGAUAACACUUAGCCACUUAACCAGCAAUUGCAAUAUACUGUGAGAUGAUUGCAUGUUUUGGAACAAUAAACACUGAUUUUUGGUCAAGCAGAAUUAAAUUGACUUUGUAUUAAAUUGAUGAACAGAAAUUUGGUCAGUUGCUCAGUAGGGCAUACAUCAGAUGAUGCGUAUGUUUCUUUACAUGCAUUGAGGCAGUGGGUUUAGGUGGUAUUCACUGUAGCAUAACAGUGAUGGGGUUGGCUCAGCACCUUGCCCAAUAAGUAAAACCAAGCAUUGAAAAAAACAGUGGAGUCUUCUAGGGAACAAAUUCAAUUUU